GCAUUUAGUCAUACUCAAGUGCUCCAUGAGAGAAGAUGCAUUCAAAUUACUCCAUACUUGUACUUUUCUUAGUUACUCAUUUCUCCACUGGAGUUCCGUUUAUUCAUCGGGUCAAACGUCAGCAGUUCAGAGCACUACCAUCAUGUACCGUAUCGCACCAAGAAGUGGAGGAACUGAUCCGGAUCACCACAAACCUGAACACGGCACUGUUAGAAAGUGUCAAAGUGGAUAUUCGUUCAGGAUUCGACGAGGAGGCGGCUAACCGUGAUCGGUGUUCCAAACAAUUGGGACAGUUCAGAGACACUGUGACGAAUAUCCUCGAAAGCUAUAAAUCUAUCGACCGGAACAAAAUGAGUCAAGGCCAGUACGACCUUGCAAAGGCCCGCUACCAGGGUGAUAUUCAACGUUUGCUGCGAAGGGUGGAUAACUUGAAGCGGGAUGUCGAGGAGAAGUACAAAGGUGAAGUGGAAAGACUACGCACCAACAUGCAAGGCUUCAAGUCCCAAGUGGACGACUAUCUGGCCCAGCUGGAAGAGGAACGCGCCAAGAUACGGUCGUGUUCGGUGCGGCUGGUUAUCGCAAACGUACGAGCUAGAAGAAUCAAGGAUGCUGUGAACGAGUUUGUGACUCUGGGUGACCGUGCAUACGAUCCAAUUGUGACGGAUGUUUUUGAAGACGAACCGCAAAAUGCGGAGCUGGUGUUGGACUUUUUGGAAGCAGUUGAUCUCAAUUACGAACCAAUUGUCGGAUAUGAAGUUCUUUAUCCACUGAUAAAGAAAAAUAAUCAGCUUGGAGGUACUAGUGGGCGAAGAUUUUUGUUACAUUUGAUGGCUAUGACGAAAGCGGAUGAUGAAAAUACGCGGCGUGCGCAACAAUUGUUGAGGAAAUUCAAAAGUGAGGUGCAAUGAGUAAAAAGGAUAUCUAUAAAGUAAAUGAUAUGUAGUUCUUCAAAUCUACACCAACACGUGAAAUAUGUGCUAGAAUAAUUCAGUUCACGAAGGAUGUUUCACCCACAAUACAUCUUGGUACAUAUAGAAUGUAUGAAUACAUUAAAAUUAAAUUUAAUUAAAAAAAUGUAAAAAAGAAAAUACAUAUACCUAGUUAAGACCACAUUUACGAAACUUGUUUUAUUGGAUGUUGUGGAAAUCAUCAACCAGGACAAUCUAGACAACUAUUAUUUAACAGAGUGUAAUAAGUUCUGAACGUCAUGUCAAAUAUAUUUGAAAGCUAAAGUAGUAAAUUCAAAAUACAA
Messenger RNA from Aedes albopictus (Asian tiger mosquito), 1252 nucleotides. RefSeq lists its product as uncharacterized. The transcript has a single exon. The coding region runs from base 36 to 908 and encodes 290 amino acids. NCBI's taxonomy places the organism in Eukaryota, Metazoa, Arthropoda, Insecta, Diptera, Culicidae. The record is from RefSeq and is a predicted model, not a curated record.